AUGUGUACACAACAUUUGCAGCGCACGCCGGCGGCGAACGCUGGGGCGGCGGGCGGCGGGUGGGCGAACGCAUCGGUGCAAGCUUGCCAACAGAAACUGCGUCUGCAGUCAUUACAGCUCGAGCGUGAACGACUGAAACAACGCCAGCAGGAGAUACGGCUCCAGCAAGAAUUAAUGGCGCGGCAAUCAUCAUCCAUCGUUUCUUCGCUCGCCAAUAGUACUGGGGCAGCCACUACCGACCUGUCCCUGGACCCAUUCCUCCCUGGGCUCAACGACCACCAGCGCCAGGAGUCAGCGGACAGUGGGCUGGGCAUGGCCGUCUCGCAAUCCUACUCGAUGCCGCACACACCUGAGGGUUUCCUGGGCAUGGACGACCGUAUGGACUGCACCAGCGAGGCGGGAGCCAAUCUUGAUACUGCGGACAUAACACUAGGCGAUACUGAUGACCUGUUGGGGGAAUUUACAAAUGAUAUAUUAUUAGACGACGUGCAGUCUUUGAUAAACUCGACACCAAACAAACCGGACAACGUGCUGACUUGGCUGUAA
Molecule: messenger RNA, 546 nt
Organism: Zerene cesonia (dogface butterfly)
Lineage: Eukaryota; Metazoa; Arthropoda; Insecta; Lepidoptera; Pieridae
Product: WW domain-containing transcription regulator protein 1-like
Exons: 4
Coding region: 1-546 (181 amino acids)
Biological process (GO): hippo signaling; positive regulation of transcription by RNA polymerase II
Cellular component (GO): cytoplasm; nucleus
Molecular function (GO): transcription coactivator activity
Source: RefSeq, a predicted model, not a curated record